Messenger RNA from Schistosoma intercalatum, 830 nucleotides. NCBI's taxonomy places the organism in Eukaryota, Metazoa, Platyhelminthes, Trematoda, Strigeidida, Schistosomatidae. The record is from the annotation of a GenBank genome assembly.
UUAUAAUCUAUAAACAUUGAAUUUUCAAUUUUUGUAUAGAAGAAAAUAAACAUUCAUUUCAAAUACAUUUCAAAUACAUUUUUCAAUAGAGCGAGCAUUAAAUCUCGCUUCUGAAGAGAAACAUUUUCUGUUAAAAACCGUGAAAUUCUAUCUAAAUAGAUUCUAUUUAUCAAAGGGGAAAUUAAAAUAAUGCCAAAAACUAAAAUAGUAGAAAGUGAACCGAUUUCAGAAAAUGAAGAUCUAUGCAGUAAAUAUUGGUGUGAUAAUGGAGAUAGAUGGGAUUUUUUUACCAUGAUAACAGGUUUAUUAUUAUUAAUAAUGGGAUUAUGUUGUUCAACCAUUGAAGUUGGUUACAUAAUUUAUACAUAUCGUAUACAAUGCUACUGUGUUGGUUUAUGGUGUUCUGCAGGUUUUCUAUUAAUUGGUACUCUUGCUAUGGGAUUAUAUCAUUAUGAAUCAGUUCCAUCAGCAUCAUUAAUGUUAUUUUGUGUAAUGUGUGACUUAUUAUUUGGCAUAGUUAUUCCACUGAUUGCAAUUGCUUUUACAAUUAAGUGUGGUAAAUUAAAUGUUUUUUAUUAUCCAAUCACAAUGAUCUGCAUACUAGUUGGAUUAAUAAGUAUUGUACAUAUAUUUUUUGUAACAAGAGAACUGUUAAAAUUACGACGACAAUUCUAUCGUGAAGGAUAACUCAGUGCCGAAAAAGAAGCGCAUUCCAAAAACCAAAAAGAUGGAACAAAAUAAUGAAACAUUAUAAAGGAAGAAUUAAGUUUCUCUGGAUGAUCAGAACAGGUAUACAUAUAAGUGGUUUCUCUUUUUCAACAAAAUGCUAU